UAUCAAACAAUUAUUAAACAAGGACUAAAACAAAUGAUAAAUUUCAAUGACAACAAGUUUGUAAUUUACUUUUAGACUUGAGUUGAAUUUUUCCAUUUCACUCAUCUGAAAAUGUGGAAAUAUAAGUAUCGAAACGAAGUGAAUACAAAAUCUUUAAUUAUCACGCUUCUUAGUACCACGUGUUGUGGAGUUCUUCUGAUAAUUCUUACACCAGCACACUAUUGGAUAUUAAAAACUUCACGUACAACAUUUUCCCAAAAUGCAAUGCCUCAAUGUUGAUUUGGAUCGUAAUUUCCUACGCAGGUGAUUACGAAACUAGAUAUUCCCUUCGUCGUGCCUACAACUCUCAGGAACUCGAUAAACUUGGAAUUCAAAGAGUAUUUUUACUCGGCAAAUUUAAAGCCUUCUCGCAAAUUAAAUUGAAUCACAUUGAAGAUGACGUGGAAAAUGAAGCUCGUGAUUUUCAAGACAUUCUCCAAGGGAAUUUUUUCGAAACUUAUCAUCAUUUGACUUAUAAGCACGUCAUGGGUUUAAAAUGGAUUGUUGAAAAUUGUCACAAUAUUCCCUAUAUCAUGAAAAUGGACGAUGACAUUGUCAUAAAUUUGUAUGAAGUCUUGAAUAAUCUGAAAAAAACAAAUAUUAAUAAUUCAAUAGCUGGAAAAGUAAUGAGUUCGAAAAAAGGUACUAAUGAUAUUUUAGAGAAAACAAACAUUACCGAUAAUUAUCCUCAAUUCGUCUCUGGUUGGUUGUACUUGACAAGUUAUAAUGUUGCACUGAAAUUAAUGAAUCAAUUGAAACCGCAUUCGACUUUUUUCUCACUUGACGAUAUUUUCGUGACUGGAAUCUUGAGGGAGGAGACUAACGUCGAAUUGGUUGAUUUAAGUUCAAUGUUUACAUUUGAAUAUGAAUAUUUGAAGUGCUGCAUUGAAUUGGGCAAACAAGGAGUUCAGUGUGAAUUCGCCAUUGGUCCAAGUAAUGACGACAAUCAAAUUCAAAUGCAAUUUAAACACUAUUCUGAUUAUUGUCGACAAACAAAGUGUCGAAUUCGGACAAAAAGUGAGCCAUUCAGCAAAAACUGUCUCUAG
Leptopilina heterotoma is the source of this 1085-nucleotide messenger RNA. Its product is annotated as beta-1,3-galactosyltransferase 2-like. Gene Ontology annotation, cellular component: membrane. Bases 273 to 1085 code for a protein of 270 amino acids. Gene Ontology annotation, molecular function: hexosyltransferase activity. The transcript is spliced from 2 exons. The record is from RefSeq and is a predicted model, not a curated record. NCBI's taxonomy places the organism in Eukaryota, Metazoa, Arthropoda, Insecta, Hymenoptera, Figitidae.